Messenger RNA from Stereum hirsutum FP-91666 SS1, 553 nucleotides. Its product is annotated as histone-fold-containing protein. The record is from RefSeq and is a predicted model, not a curated record. The coding region runs from base 17 to 442 and encodes 141 amino acids. NCBI's taxonomy places the organism in Eukaryota, Fungi, Basidiomycota, Agaricomycetes, Russulales, Stereaceae. Gene Ontology annotation, molecular function: DNA binding; structural constituent of chromatin; protein heterodimerization activity. Gene Ontology annotation, cellular component: nucleosome. The transcript is spliced from 4 exons.
CUUCUCUACUAUUCCAAUGUCUUCUCACGGCAAAGUUGGCGGCAAGUCCAAGUCCGGAGGCAAGGCUUCUGGCGGAGAGUCCAAGUCCCAAUCUCGCUCGGCCAAGGCUGGCUUGCAGUUCCCUGUUGGUCGUGUCCACAGGCUGUUGAAGAGGGGCAACUACGCUCAGCGUGUUGGUGCAGGUGCUCCAGUCUAUCUCGCCGCCGUCCUCGAAUACCUUGCUGCCGAAAUUCUUGAGCUUGCUGGCAACGCAGCACGAGACAACAAGAAGCAGCGCAUCGUUCCUCGCCACUUGCAGCUUGCCAUCCGUAACGAUGAAGAGCUGAACAGGCUUCUUGGUGACGUCGUUAUCUCGCAAGGUGGUGUUGUACCCUUCAUCAACCCUGAGCUCCUCCCCAACAAGACAGCGAAGGGCAAGAAGGGCGAGUCACAGGAGGUCUAAUCAUCUCACAUCCAUCUUCUUUCGUGAUAUGUUCUGGUUUUGUCUGUUGGAUGUAUUGUGAUCUGUAUUUCUAUCCUAUUUUAUCUCCAUCGUUAUCCUCUGCACACCUUU